CACGCUGCUUUCAAAAAGACGCCGUGCUGGCAAUAUACGGACACUCUGUUGUAUAGAGGCGUCGGAGGAAGGAACUUUGUACAUCAUCCCAUUCUCCCCAAGUGGCACUGCCCCAUAAAUUCCCGAAUGAGUGUAGUCAAGCGCCUGCUGAAGAGUGCAAGGGAGGCAAUAACUAAGGAGAACUACGCAGAUGCAAAGGACUACUGCGUUGAUAUCCUGGACAGCGAACCCGAGAACUACCACGCUCUCGUGUUCUUGGCAUUAGCGGAGCAGCAUCUUGGGAACACGCAGGAUGCUGAAAAGGCAUAUACGAAGGCUAUCAAACUCGCGCCGGAGAAUCCUCUGGCUCUUCAGGGCUUAGCGAAUCUAUACACGGAAACAAAGGACGAUGAGAAACUUGUAGGAGCAUGGAAUCAGCUGAGAGCCUUGUUCAGAGAAAACAAAGACGAAAAGAAGGCUCUGGACAUCACCAACAAGUUGGUUGACCUGCACAUCCGAACAAACAACAAAGCGCAAGCCGCCUCUGUCCUCAAGGAUUUGACACCUUGUGGCGCUUUCCAUGACAAUACCCAGGACAAUCUCGCGGUGUGGACGCGGAUUGCAGACCUCCAGCAGCAGCAUUUUGAUGAGACGUACACAAAAGAAGUGGAACUGCGGCGGCGACGACUGGAUGCGGACCCGGUUGACGUGGUGCGGAGCAAAGUGGAAAAGGAGGUGCUGAUGGCGUCAGAGCUCGAUGAGACGUACGCGAGCAUCCUGGAGAUCACAAAAGAACGCGCAGAUGCGGGAAGUUCGCAGGUCUACACAGACAUAGGCUCGCGCUACGUCGAGUACCUGAACCGCAAAAUACCCCACGUGGCUGACGAGGACAAACUCAAGAUGUACAUGAGCGCUGUCAGUCUAGCGAAAGAGUUGGCGACGCGCAAAGCAACAUCUGCACUGGUGGGCGAGAUCAUCCUCGAUAGCCAGGAUGUCGCCAUCAACGAGUAUCCCAUCGAGAUCAUGGAUAUGGUAGCCACCCUUCCCUCAUCUGAUCUCGCACCUAUCGCCACCGCGUAUCUACGUUGGAGGAAGGACCACGACCCGUCAGGAGCUCUCGAGGAGAUUCAGAGCCUCCCAAACCGUACCGCCCCCUUCUUCACCCAACGCCUUCUAGGCGAGCUACAUCUCGAACUCCACCAGCACGGCUCAGCCCACGACCACCUGAUCGAAGCCACUGCCAUCGAUAAAGCCUUUGUGGACCGCACCGGCUACGACCGGCCCACCCUGCAACAAUCCCUCCGUCUCAGCCUGGCUACCGCCUACGAGCACCUCGGCGCGAAAUACCUUCCCCAAGCACUGGCGCUCUACAAAGUCGCCUUGCAGCAGCAAUCGGACAGCGUGCCGGCAUUACUCGGGCUAGGAGCCGUUCUGGCGGCCAUGAACAAGUACGAGGAGAGUACGAGGUGUUACGAGAAGGUAUUGCAGGUGGCGCCGGAUGUGCAUGCUGCGACGGCGGGGUUGGGGUGGGUUACGUAUUUGAAGGGGGACACGAGCAAGGCUGCGGAGCUUUUGGAGCAGGCGCUGCAAGGGAAGGAAGAUGCGCUUACGCUGUUUCGAUUGGGAUGUGUUUAUUGGGCUAUGGGUGACACCUACCGCGCCGAUGAAACCCGCUGUUUCACCCCCUGGCUCCACUCCGCAAAACUCGACCCCACCCACGCGCCCACAUUCUCCCACCUCGGCCACUACUACCACCAAAUCGCCCACGACAAACGGCGGGCCCUCCGCUGCUACUCCCGCGCCCUGCAGAUCGACCCGGGCGAACCAACCGCCGUCCGCGCCUUGUCCCGGAUCUACAUCCUCGACAACGACGUCAUCUCCGCCCAAGCGAUCCUCAAUGCCUACCUCCACCGCCACCCGCGUUGUGCAUGGGCCCACAAACAAUCAGGCUUCCUAUCCCUAUCACGCGGCGACCAUGUUACGGCAAUCACGCAUUUCCAGUCCGCGCUCCGCGUAGACGCCAAGGACGUGCGGUGCUGGGAAGGUCUCGGGGAAGCGUACGCGACCGAUGGGAAGUUCGUCGCGGGGUUGAAGGCGCUCAAGCGCGCUAUCGAGCUCGAACCGGAACAGCAGUCGGCGAGUUUGCAUUACCAGGUUGCGGGGAUAUACCAGCGGUUGGGCAUGUACACGGACGCGGUGGAUGCGUACCGCGCUGCCCUUUCGCUGGCGGAGACGAACACGGACGAGAGGGGUGGAUCGAAAUUGCAUGUACCGACCGUGAACGGGCUGGCCGAGACGCUGGUGGCCGAAGCGAGACGGGCGUUUGAGGAAGGCGGGGAUGGACGGUGUGCGGAGCUGCUUGGGGAAGCAUUUGGGAUGAUUUCCGGGGCGCUGGAACGGACGAGGAUGCAUGCGUUUGCGAAGAUGUUGGGGGAUGUGUGUCUUGCGUUUGUGGAGAUGGUGCCGGCUUAUGCGGAGAGGGGGGAGGUGCGGGCUGUGGUAGGGAGGGCGGUGGGGGUGGUUAGGGGUGUUGUGGGGGGGAAAACUGGGAGUAGAGUGGAAAAUGUACAAGUUCCACCGGGCUCGGAGGGUCUAAACACGAUACUGGAAUGCGGGACAGCGGCGUUUGAAUUGGCAUUGCAUCUCUGUGCCCGUCAACAGCACAAACCAGACCAAGAUGAAAACCUUGCAACGGUUAUCGCGGGCCACUGGCACGACCUCGGGCUCACCUACUUCCACCGCUCCCACCUCACCUCCACCCCAGCCUCGAAAAUCCCACUUCUCAACCACGCGAUCGCCGCCGCCAAAAUGGCCCUCAAACACCACCCUUUACAUGAUAUCUACUGGUCCACUCUAAGCAUCUACACAUCCCACACGCACCCCAAACUCGCCCAACACAGCCUCAUCAAAGCCCUCACGCUCACCCCGACCUCCUCCGCCUCUCUGUGGUCCAACCUCGGCAUCUUCUACCUCCUGCACAACAACACCGGUUUAGCGCAGGAGGCGUUCAGUAAGGCGUUGUUUGUUGACCCGGAAUGUGCGCGGGCGUGGCUCGGGCAGGGGGUUGUUGCGGAACGGGGUGGGAGGAGGGAGGCGGCGUGGGAGAGUUUGGAGCAGGGGUAUGGCCUUGUGGGGAGUGGCGGGGUGGAGGUUGGGUUCGUGUAUGCGGCGGCGGCUGUGCAGAGGAUAGGCAAAGGUGGUGGUGGUGGUGGAGAGACGGUGAGGUGUUUGGAGAGGUUUGUGCGGCAACGGCCGCGGGAUUGGGUUGCGUUGAAUCUUUUGGGGGUUGUGUUGGAACGAGAGGGAUGGUAUGAACGGGCGGUUGGGGCUUAUGAGGGUGCGCGGAAGGCACUGGCUGCAACGACGGGACUUGGCGAGGAGGAGCGAAAGAGGUUUUGGGCCCAGAUCACGGAGAACAUCGCCCGCGUGCGAUGCGCAUCCCGCGAUUUCGACACCUCCCUCACCGAAUUCGCCACCCUGACCCAAUCAACCCACGCAGGCGGCGACGCCUACACCGCCGUCACGCACGCCCUCGCACUGACAUUCAGCGACGCCCUCCCCGAAGGCCUCGCCCAAUUCGAAAAAGCCCUCGACCUCGCCUCCGAUGAUACCAACCCGGACCUGCACAACUACGUCACCUUCAUCCUCAGCAGGGUGCUCUACGCCCUGGGGACCGACCAACACCGCUCACUGGCCACACAACAGCUCCUCGCCUGCCUCGCCCGCUCACCGGGCCACGUCCGCGCCCUGUCCACCCUCUGCGCGCUAUCCCUCGUACAGGGGGACGUGCAGCUCGCCCAAAGCGCGGCCGUGGAGCUGAUCAACAUCAGCGAGCCUGAGAAACUUGGGGCGGCGGAUACGGACGUGGAUGUGGUUUUGAGCGCGUUGUUUGCGUGUCUGGGGAAUAGGAAGGCUGCCAGGGGGUUUCUGAGUAAGAGCGUGCGGAGACGGCCGUGGGUUGCGGGGCGGUGGAGGGUGUUGGCGGACCAUGUGGGGAGGAGUAACCCGACUGCAGCUUGUGGGAGGGUUGCGGCGGCUGCGACGGUUGUUGGUGGUGGGGACGGGGACGGGGACGUGUUGGGGGUGGAGACUGUGGGUGUGGUGGAUUUGGCGCUUGGGAAACGGGAGGCGGGACGGACGUUGAUGAAGGCGGUGAGGGCGCGGCCGGGAGUGGCGAGGACGUGGGUGGCGUUGGGGAUGGGGUUGAGGGGGGAGGUUGCGCGUGGGGUGGAUCAGAGCCGGAUGGGUCCACUCAGCAACGCUAUUGAGAAGACUGCCCACGCUGCCAUCACCCUCUCCGCCCGCACGGACACCACAAGCAGCGCUCACGCAGCCCGCCGCACCCUCCUCAUCGCCGGCUGGGCGCGCCUCCUCAUCGCCGACGUUACCACCCUCCCCAGCACACCAAUGGAUCUCCCCACCCUGCAACUCACCGACGCGCUGAUCUCAGAAGUCUUGCAGCUCAACGACGCGAACCUGCAGGCCGUGGCGUAUAAAAUCUUGGGCAGGGCGUUGUGGAAGGCAGGCGACGUGGGCGCGGCGGCGACGGCGUGGAAGCGCGCUGUUGGGUUGGGGCGCGGGUACGAGGAACUCGCAUCCCUCUACACCCGCCUCGCACUCUACCCCGCCGCCACCCGCGUCUUCCACACCGCUCUCUCGGACUCCAAACUCACGCCCCUGCAACGCACCAACAUCCUCACCCGCCUCGCGACCUUGCAUCUCCUCACCGCCAACUCUGCGGACGCGGCCGAAGCCGUCAACGAGGCGUUGAAGGGGCAGCCCGGGCAUGUGGCUGCACGAUGUGUGCAGGCGGUGGUGUAUGUGAGGAGCGGGGAGAGGGGGAAGGCUGGGAAGUGUUUGCGGGGGGUGGAUCUGGAAGGGGAGGUGGGGGCGAGGGUGAGGGAAAUGGUUGAAGGGGGGUUAGACGUGUAG
Molecule: messenger RNA, 4911 nt
Organism: Fimicolochytrium jonesii
Lineage: Eukaryota; Fungi; Chytridiomycota; Chytridiomycetes; Spizellomycetales; Powellomycetaceae
Exons: 5
Coding region: 127-4911 (1594 amino acids)
Cellular component (GO): Ski complex
Molecular function (GO): protein binding
Source: RefSeq, a predicted model, not a curated record